AUGACUAUGCUUUCUGACUUACCCAUUGAAGUUCUUUUGGAUCAUUUAUUGCCUUGGCUUGCUAUUCCAGAUCUCAUCCAUCUGGGAGAAACAAGUCACUUCUUUGCGCAAUUGUGUAACGAUGAGACAUUCUGGAAGAGGAAGUUAGAAGAGGAUUUCAAUUUUACAGAUGAGAGGACCGCACGAAUCAGUGGAUGGAAACGCCUCUAUAGAGGUUUGCGCAACCCAAAGACUUAUGUAUGGGGCGAUCCUUCGAAGGGAAGAUUAGGAUUGAGGAAGAUACCAAACUCAACUCUUGGUGAUGUCCCACACCCAGCUGAGUUGCAGAUCAAAUCAAGCGCACGUAUAGUCAGUCUCUCAGCCGCUGGGUGGGCAUUCUUUGCACUGGACUCUGCUGGUAGCGUAUACGUGUGGGGAACUUUGGAUGGCGCCUCGUAUGCUCUACAACACGAUGGGUACUCCGAAUCGGCAAAACAAGCUCAUACACCAUUGAAGCUUGACAUGCCAUCUCCUACGCGGAGCAUUAGUUGUGGGCGGUUGCAUGCUGCUACGCUGGAUGAUCAGCAUCACGUUUGGACCUUUUUAAGCUGGGGCCGUCCCUUCAGGCUUGCCACGCCGGUGCUCGCCGCAACUUCGCUGGAUUCUACUCCUGCGCUGGUUGAAUCCGGCUGGAACUUUUCAUCAGUCCUUACCAAAUCUGGUGAUGUGUAUGUCUGGUGGCCAUUCAGUGCACCCCUAAAGGACGUUAUCGCUGCACAAAGUGCGGCUAUGGAUGCCGCGGACCUAAAAGCUUACGCUACCGAGGAUGGUGUCAUCCCAUGCUCGACAUGGGAGCUUCAUGAAGAACCCACGAUGUUACCACCGCUUCCUCGACUGCCGGAGAUGUCACUUGGGUCAGUGGAACCCGUGAAGCUUGUUAAGCUCGCAGCUUUGGAGAGUCGGCUCAUCGGUUUGACUAAUCAUGGUCAUAGAUGGGAAUACCUUCCCAACUUCUCUGAAGUUGACAAGGUUCAGCAGCACUCCGCUUAUGUUUCUUCUCAGCUGAAGCCGCCGGAUAGCUUGCGAAUAUCUCAUAUCUCGGCACAAUUUCAAACAUUUGUUGCUUAUUCUCCUGGUUCCAGUUCUGUCAUUCUCUUGGGUUCUCACGAAACACAUGCCGAUUCGAAUCCUGUGAUUCUCCCCGCACUUCAAAACAACGACAUUAUCUCCGUUGUUCUUGGAGAUUACCAUUACGGUGCUCUUACAUCCACCGGGAAACUUUUGACGUGGGGUGAAUAUUCGCGAGGUGCACUCGGCCUCGGUGAUCCUGGAAUGCUUCCCCCUGGCCAGCCAGGGGGCUACAGAACUGAGGCACGCAAAAGAGCUGCUGUUUCCAAUGGCGGUCCAUAUCCGCCGGGCAUCUCCGAGCCCGCGGAGGUCAGCUUUGGUCACGGGGAAGCACAGAAGGAUAAAAUGUUUUGCUUUGCUGUAGCAGCUGCUGGGUGGCACAUGGGAGCUCUCGUCAUUGAUUUAGAGCCACAGGCAACUGUUCAGGAAGAUAACGACGAAGACGAUGGCCCUCCCAUGCCAGGACGGUUUCCCAGAUCUCGCGAAACGGGGGAGUCACCGCAGGACUAUCCUGGGGAGCCAAUGGCAGGUCAGUGGGGCCCGCCUAUAAGGACCAGGGGGUUUCGAAUCGGGUUUGCUGGAAGAGGCGCCAUCAGAGGUGGACAUUUGGGUCGCGGUCGCGGCCGUGGCCGUGGCCUUUGAGAGUAACGGCCAAACUUGGGGUUUAUAAGAGUCUAUGGGCCACUUCUCAUGCUUAGAUAUGGGCGUACGGCCGUAUCAUGUCACGUUUUAUUCUGCUUCUUGAUCGCAACCUUUGAUGUCAUCACGAACACUCUAGGACUUGAGAAAGCUGACAUACAACAAGGUAUGAUGUUGGUUUCUUUCCGUUUUCUGACAUACAUCGUCACACCUUUCGGGGGCCAGAAAGAAACGUCCUCGUGGUGAGAUACUCACAGUACACCAUUACGUUGUUUCCAUUCCCGCAGCGGAGUCCCGAACAGGUAUUAAUUAAUAAAGACCCUUCAAGCUUCAGAUGUGACAGACCCAGACGCACUCGAUCAAUAUGUCAUCUCCGAU
Molecule: messenger RNA, 2124 nt
Organism: Suillus subalutaceus
Lineage: Eukaryota; Fungi; Basidiomycota; Agaricomycetes; Boletales; Suillaceae
Product: regulator of chromosome condensation 1/beta-lactamase-inhibitor protein II
Exons: 9
Coding region: 1-1749 (582 amino acids)
Cellular component (GO): cytoplasm
Molecular function (GO): protein binding; guanyl-nucleotide exchange factor activity
Source: RefSeq, a predicted model, not a curated record